Recurvomyces mirabilis is the source of this 2565-nucleotide messenger RNA. RefSeq lists its product as uncharacterized. Gene Ontology annotation, molecular function: DNA binding; zinc ion binding. Gene Ontology annotation, biological process: DNA-templated transcription. The coding region runs from base 1 to 2565 and encodes 854 amino acids. The transcript is spliced from 2 exons. NCBI's taxonomy places the organism in Eukaryota, Fungi, Ascomycota, Dothideomycetes, Mycosphaerellales, Teratosphaeriaceae. The record is from RefSeq and is a predicted model, not a curated record. Gene Ontology annotation, cellular component: nucleus.
AUGGCAGACCUGGACUCUAGUGCUGCUUCUAGUAGACCCCCGGCAUCGCCUGAAUUCCUGUUGGCGUUUCUGGCUUUGACCGCACGGUUCCAUAGUAAACUGGUAGCGCACCACCACCCUCCGUCGUCUUCCAGGCCAAGCAACCCUCUGAUAGCAUGCCAGUAUUAUGCAGUAGCUGCAAAUGAGCGAUUGGCCACUAGCUGGACUGAUAAUCGCGUGCACGAUAUCGAGCGCAUCCAGGCCGCGCUUAUGAUUGGCUUACACGAGUGGAGCAUGUGCAGAGGUGCAAAAGCGUGGCUUACUAUCGGUAUAGCCAUUCGUGCUGCACAAGCAAUGGGUCUACAGUACGAGCGCGAGCUGGACGAUGAGCCCAUGUCUCGCGCCUUGGCUCUUGGCUCCGAGGCUGAAAGGAUGGGUCUGGACUCGAGAAAGGGCUCUCUGGCGGGCUCUAAAGGGGAGGAAGAUGCUUUUGUUCAGCAAGAGAUUCGGCGGCGGACUUUCUGGAGUUGUUACAUCAUGGAUCGCUACCUUAGCAGUGGCAAAUACCGGCCACAAAUGUUACAUGCGCACGAGCUGCGCAUCCAGCUGCCGGCGAGUGAGCGAUCGUUUCUGUUCGGUGAAAAAGUCAGAACUUUAAUGCUGGGAGAAGAGGAGCGUGUCGUUGAAGGCAGGGCAGAAUUGCAGAAUCAUCGACAGGCCUUCGUUGCGCCUGGCAAGUCUCUUGAUGGUGGACGUAAAAUGUCGAUAUCCACAGACCUGACUAGCGCGAAUGAUGAUGAAAGGGGACGUCUAGAGACUGGCGUUGACGAGGGCUUAGUUAGUCGCUAUGUGAAGAUACUCAAGCUCUAUGGCCGUGUGGUGCAAUGGUCUUGCGCAGGUGGUCGCAGGAUUGAGGAACACCCACCUUGGGAUAGGCGCUGCCAAUGGAAUCGACUACGACAACAGUGCUGGGACUUCCGAGCAAGCCUCCCUCGACAACACACACUCACCCCACAGAAUACACAGGCCCAUAUCAGCAUGAAGACCUCAACGCCAUAUGCUCUUGUGCACAUUGUCUAUCUUCUAUGUAACAUCAUGCUUCACCGAGAGUAUGUGCCGUUUCUUCCCAUUCGGUGUAACAGACCUGUGGGUCCGCUCGACGCACCGAUGUUCCCACCAGACCGAUACGAUGUGCCGUCUGGCUUCUGGGAGGAAAGUGCCACCGAAUUGUUCAGGUGCGCGCGAGAGAUUAUGGACCUAGUGCGCAGUUGCCAGGAGUGGUCUGCGCUUGUAGAAACGCCGAUUGUUGGGUUCGCGAUAUAUACUGUGGCAUUCGUCGGGGUGUACAGUAUCAAUUUCACGCACAUGGACCGAGAAGGAUAUAUGUGUACUCCACCAGCAGUGUCGUCGACGAUGAAAAUGGAUGGUGACCGAUCGGGUGGAAGUAAAGGUUUUGAAGCUGCCAAGAAAGCGUUAGAGAUGGUUGGACACAUGCGACCUCGACUGCGCAUGGCUGACGGCUGGUUUACAACCAUUACACGCAUGCACAAAUAUUUCCGGCGUAUGAGGAGCGACUAUAGGAAGAAUGUUGUGUCUACCGAGACAAGCUCAUCGGAAGACGACAGUGGUUCCACCGUUGCCAGAAGUUUGCGAGAGGGUGGUCCUGGUGGUGGACUGGAUGAGUGGAAGCUGCUUGAACGUACCAUCAAGGACUUCGGCAAUCUCGACGAUUAUGAUAUCGAGAUGGACGAUGCGGAUCCUGCGCAAGAAUCACGCCCUGGCGACGCACUGAAUGAUGAUAGCGGGUCUGCCGGGACGACUGUUAAGAGCGAAGACCGUGAUACAAGGAAGCCAAUGGACCAGAAAGCAGAAAGUGGUGGUCCAUGGAAUGCAAUCAAUGCCACUUCUGGCGCGACGUUGAGUCGGCAGCAGAGCAUGUCGACACCCAACAGUGCCCAAUUCCGGACCUACGACUCUUACCCUUCGCAGUAUCAUACUUCGCAUCCGCCCACGCAACAGCAGCCAACGCCGCAAGGCUCACUACCACCUCCGAGCUACAGCACUCAAAACAAUGGCUUCCGUCCAGCCUACUCUGGAGAACUCUCUAUAUCGUCCGGACCGCCACCAACUCUAGUCUCGCCAGCUUCACACUCGUCGACUACUCCGUCUCAGGCUUCGCCUCUUUUCGAUCGCCAGCUGCCUAGCUAUGCAGGAUGGACGCCACAACACGCACCUUACCCACCAAUGCAACAUGCGCAGAGCGCUUAUCCACCGGGUACCCAUCAUUAUCAGCAUGCGCCAAUGCCCAUGCAGCAGCCUUUCGCCUCACCACAUCAACCUUCGCAGCACCAGCACCAGCACAUCAUGCCCAUCCAGCAGCAUUAUACGGAGCAGCCACCAGUGCAGCAACAAGUCUGGGACGAAUACCAGAAGGAAGCGUGGCUUAAUGGUUUGCAGACUCGUAUGAGUGCCGACGAUCUUGCUGCUUUUGUUAAUGGAGGAGACAUCGCUGAAUGGGCUUCUCGAGAGCAAUUUGGGUCGACCCCUGGCUGGCUGAACACUCUCUACGGUAUGUCAAGCAUUUGA